CCAGAUCUACACACGCCAGGAAGAGAGAGACAGUUUAAAGAAAUUGUACGUCUACUACGCUAAGGGCAUUGAAACUCAAAGUCGCAGUACUCAUCAAGUGAAUUUUCCUCCUAUCAGAGUGCCCCCUAUUGUGGAUCUGAACAAGGUGCCGUUUUGUAUUGUAAUGCGAGCAUCUUUCCUGGUCAUUAUUAUUUCAAUUUCAUUUAAAAGGUGCGUUGGUAGCAGUCGGUGGAUAAGACUUUAGAGGACCACACGCAGGCCGGUGUAUCGUCUGCUCGCUGCGCGAAACUCCUUCUCGCAACAGUUUAAUACAAGGUGAUUUGCUGCGCUGAGUAGUGAUCCCAAGAUAAAUUUAGCAUGAUGCUAUGAGGGGAAAAUGUAGGCGUAUCUGUUACUGGGAAUCCAAGGAAAAAUAUAUUUUUAUACCAGUCUCGAAGGCUCAGCUGGUAGAACAACUGAAUGGUAAUCGGAUGGAAAGGACUUCUGGUUCAAACACAAUUAUCUAUAAUUAACAUACUAUAUUUUAAAUACAGUAUACUUCUUUCUUAUGUAUAUGUACCGUACUCAAAGCAGUGUGUUCUCUGUACACUCUAAAAUGGAUUCUUCACAGUGCUGUGUAAAUGUGGCUAAAUUCUCUAUCUUAACUUCUUUAGACUAGAAUUUGUGUCAUUGGAUGCGCGUAACGAGGUGUGAAUAUCAAUAAUAUCCGGAUGUUUGUCCAGGUAAUGCCGACAAAAGCCUUCAUCUUAGCAAAACAUCGUGGACGCUUACCUCGGGUUUUCAAACUGGUCGAAUAGUUUUACCGUAGUGCAUUAAGCUUCUUUAGCGACAAGACGCGUUUGUGGUUACCAACAAGUAAUGCUGAACGCAUUGUUCACGCAGUGGUGACAGAUGACAAGAAACUGGUAAUCAAAUGCAUCGAUAUGUAUACAGUAUUGAGAUCUUGUAGAGGCGUAGCAGAAGAUUACUGUAGUUCGUCUAUCAUUUACAAAACUCAACUGGGAAUCAACAUCCCGUGUAACGCACGGCGAGGAUAAAAACGCGUGUUAAAACCGAGUCUAUCUUAAACAGAAAUGUACAUGUUGUAACUCUGAGAGACGGAUUUUCCCCAUGAGCCUGAUCUCGUUAAUACAAAGGGGAAAUACAAAGCGGACCUCCUUCCAAGUCAGUGUGAUACUGAAAUAAGCUUAUAACGUUUCAAAAUAUACUCAGAAUUUUUGUUACCUAAACUGAGAAAAGGGAGCCGCAACAAUGUAUUCAAACUAUAGUGCAUACAUGGAAUAUGACAUUAUGGAUUUUUAUCAAGAAAUUCAUAACAAAAUUUUUCCUGAGACGUUUGAGUGGAUAAUUAUUGGUUUGUACAUCAUCGUCUUCACAAUUGCGUUGGUUGGUAACUUGUUGGUAUGCGUUGCGGUGAUUCGCAACGCGCACAUGCGUUCGCCUGUCAACUUUUAUAUUAUGAAUUUAGCAGUGGCUGAUAUUUUAGUAACGUUGAUAUGUAUGCCGUUUUUACUUGUUGUUACUGUGUCAGAAACUUGGUUCUUCGGGGAAGCCGCGUGCAGUUUUGUUCACUACUUUCAGAUGGUGUCUAUCUGCGUGUCAAUAUUUACCUUGACAGUGAUAGCAGUCGACCGUUACCUGGCGAUUUGUCGCUCCUUUCAUUUUCAUAGCAACACAAGAAGAACCAUCGGAAUUAUCGCAAUGGUCUGGAUUGUGGCUUUAUGCGUAGUUAUACCAACAAGUUUCCGUAGUACGCGGAAAAAUAAGGCGACGCAAAUACUCUUCCCGGAUAAAGAGUGGCUAACGGAAUGUUAUCAGGUAAGGUGGAUUGAUACCGGAUUCUAUAAGUCAUACCGUGUCUUCAUUGCGCUUGUGACAUACUUCAUUCCCUUGACGAUCAUCACAGUUUCGUAUUCUAGGGUCUGUGUGCGUUUGUGGUCGGAGAUUCCAACGGAGGAAUAUAGUACGGGUGUGACAAAUGGAGGAAAAAAGUUAGGUCGACGUUUCAGUACCACGCAGGCGCAGGUACUACUGCGGCGUAAAAUUGCGCGGAUGUUGAUUGCGGUGGUUGCCGCAUUUGGAGUAUGCUAUCUACCAUUCAGGAUCCUCAACCUGAUGAGAACGUUCGGCUAUUUUGAAGGUACGGAAGAAUAUUCGGAUCCGUCAUUUGGCAGGAGGCGAGUUCAAAUCUUACUGCUUGUGUCCUACCUCCUCGUUUAUAUGAACAGCGCCAUAAAUCCUAUUAUCUACAACUUUAUGAGCGCCAAGUUUCGGCGUGAAUUCAGGUCGUCGUUAUCGUGCUGCAAGAUCUGUUGUAAGACUAGUCGUCGACAGUUAGUUAAACCAACGCAUCAUAUAAGCCGCCAAGGUACGUUAGUCACUCAUAUGUCUGCGCUUUCAGACAGUAGAGUCUCGCGUGGUGGUGGUGGUGGUGGCUGUGGUGACGCUGAGCUUGUACCCAUGCUCCAGUAUCAACAGAUGUCAAUACGCAAAGACGGACAUUGUGUGGCACAAGCUUAGUUUACUGUGGAUCUGCCGAGCGUCUGAACACGCAUGUUCACAAUUGCUUUUCGAGUCAAGUUGUUUCAGUUAUAACAUGUGUAAAAUCAACUCAGCCUGGCCUGUUUUUCUUUUUUUGAAUAACAUUUUUAAAAGAUCGAGACUCAAGCGAGUGAACGAAAUUGUUCGUAAUAAGACUUCCGCUUCGAACAAACGGCGGCAAUAUAGUUUUUAUAUUAAUUAAGGGAUCUGAAAGGCCAUACACAGAUACGUUAAAUUUAAUGGUUAGCUAUUUCAGUCGAUGUGCAGCAUAGAGUUUACAUCAAUUUCAAAAGAUCGACCGCGGCUUCUAGUAUCAUCAAGUACUUUACGCAAUGAUUUUUGCAAUUUCAGACUGAUAUUUUGUGUCGUAACACGAGCAUACAUCGAAUACUCGAUAGCAGUUGAAGUGAACAAAUAAAAAAAGACAACAGUAAUAUUAAAUGUCUAUAAAGAAAAAAAAAUACAAAUUUAGGCUUUCAUCGACGAAUUUCGCGUAUAAUAUAGUCCAGCCUGUGUUACUUAUGGUACCGGGUACACAGAUGAUCUUUUAAAAGUAAAAAAAUCACCUACGACAACGAUGUCACUCUAAUCAACAACAUCACCACAAGUGGCACGUGGAUUGAUAGCGUUUACACGUGUUGAACGUGUGGUCGCACAAGGACAAGGCGGCCAUCUCAUCGCACCUAGUACUUAUCAUUAGACAGCUGUAUGGAUGACGUCAAUAACUUGACCAAUUACCAUUACCAUUGGAGAGACAUAAGUAGUAGCAAUAAGAAAGCGAGUGAUUUAUGAGAUUGCAGGAAUGAAAUUAUAAGAGCUUUGCUUCUAAUAAUGUGCUCAAACGACCAAUCAAAACAACUAUGACCUGGGUUGUAUCUGUACGCGCGAAGUUGCAUUGAGUUAAAUUAUGGUAUAAAGUACUCUGGAAAUCGUUGUCACGUGCACUAGCAACAUUAUUCGGAUGAUAAUAUAUUCUGACAUUCAUGUAUAUCAAUAUAUAAACGUAAAGACGAGAUACAAAUUUAUGAAUGUUGAAUUUUUGUAUUAUCUGUAAAUACAAUAUGUAAAACUUGGUUUGUGACCAGAAUGCGGUAUUGAUUACAGCAUCUUUUGAAAGAAGUACGAGGACAGUAUAAUAAUUGUGUCGCUGUAAAUAUUAUUUACUAUUUCUGAACUGCGCAAUUCUAAUAGUCGCAAUUACUUUCAACCUACAACCCAAACAUUAGGCUAAACACAAAACAUAAACAAAAUGUCUGCGCGAAACAACUAACGUCAUACAUUAACCACUUGUGCGAUUGUGUGUGGUGAGCCAUAGAGUUAUACGGUACCAUGUUUGAAAACUGCCACACUCUUAUACAGCUUACCUCGUGUUGGAUUCCAUGUUAAACUGAGCAAUAUACAUUAUUUUAUUAUAUUACUUCUCCGACAGUACGGUACUCAACGUGUUACCGUAUCGUACAUGUUAUGUGUGUAAAAAAGUCUGUCCUUCCUUAUCUUAUCACGUAUGGGACAUUACUGUAAAUCGUUUUCCAGCGUAAUAACACAUUAUAUCACAUACAAUUACUACACACGUUCUCUACGCGUGUUACUGCAUAUACAGUUAUUGUAUAGAUUUGACUAACUCUAUUUCACCAUUAAUGUAGUCGUUUUAGAUAAAGUGCGAUUACCUGUAGCAGUGCCUUACCCUAAUUAUUUUUUGUGACAUUGUUGCAGGACCAGGAAUCGUGGCAUUAACCGUUCUGCUAAGGCCUGACUCUUUGAUAUGGUUGCUAAGGUCCCUAAACUUAUGUAAACUUGCGUAUUGUGGGAUGAGUCCGAUUUACUGUAAGAAUAGCACAAACAGAUUGGUCAAUUGUUAAGUGUGAUUGACAAUUCAAAAAGGUCCACUACGUGAGAAUGGACAAUUCCGCUAAGCCCAAUCCGUUGAAAAUUGUUGCUAAGGGCCCACAAAACGACAGCGAAUACGUACUAAACACGUGCGUCUGAGACAACACGUAUUUGUGGGACAAGCGCGUAAUGCUGGUCAUGUUCUGAUUGGUUAGUUUUAAAUAGUUUGAUUGACACCCCGGAAAUGCUUAAUUUACUGAAAUCAUCGUGACCCCUCGCACUAAGCCUGAAAAAACAGUUGUCACAUAAAGAGGAUUGAAUAAACAUUACCGUACCGUAUUAUCUUUAAAAACACUUUUAAUAGGAGCAAUUAAUAGGAUCUGUUGCAAUUAAUCAUUAAGACAACAGAACAAUGGGCAUUGUCUUAAGUACAUCAUAGACAAGCACGACUAGUCAACUCGUCGACUCUCCAUUAAGGGUGUCCACAAGCCUACUAGUACUAUUCGCGAUAGAAUUGAGUAAAUAAUAGCUAAUGACUACUCGUUACCAUUUUUUUCUUAGAGCGAUUUUUCUUUCACGAUUGUUUUUUUUUUUUUUGUUAGCUGAAAAUUUACCUAAUUCAUACCAUUGAAAACGAUUUUUCCGUCAUUAGCUGCUUCGCAGCUGCUAUUUUAUCUAUCGCUCUCUCUUACAGUUAAUAAAGUAUUGUGUAAUAAUAAUAUAAACUGAUUUUCGGAGGUGCUGAGCUGAAACAGCAACGUAUGCUUAUGGUUAUCAUCGUCACUGUAGUCGUCGUCAUUAUCAUUUACUUGUAUCGUAAUAAUAAUAAUAAUUAUUAAUGUUAUUUAUUAUUAUUAUAAAAUAAUUUAUUAUUAUCGUCGUCAUCAAAAACAAAAUUAGAAUUUUAUUAUAAAUAAUACAAUUUUAAUUGUUGUUUUCAUUAAUAAUGUACAUUGAUUGAUCAUUGAUAUCAUCCUCAUAUUAUCAUUAUCAUUAUUAUAGUUAUUAUUAUUACUAUUAUUGUCUUUUUGUUGUUAAGUUUCAUAUUAUUAUUAAAAAUUUAUAUGUAUUAUUAGUAAUAGUUGUUGCAAAUUAAUGUAUAGGUAGAAACGUCUGGAAAAAAAGAAAGUGUCGUAUACUGACGAUUAGUGUGGCCCUCAGGCCUAUACUUGAAAGAGCUAUCAAUUAAUAAAUGAAAAAAAAACUACUUUAUUAGCUUGCUUUACUUAGAGUUAGAGUAAUGACGUCAUUGAGAAAGCCCUAGUGCCCCAAUGAAGAAUUUCAUCAAAUCCACGUUGGACAUAUUGGACAUAUAUAAAGAUCAACUGGAAAUGCAUGAAGCCAUUGGGGAUCAAGAUACACAAAUUCUAGUUUGAUGUUGUUAAGUUUACGGCUCAAAUGUUGUAAAAUAUUGAAUAAAACAUGGUAAUUUUGAAUAUUGUAUUCCUUGUGAUACGAUAAACAAAACAAGUAUUCGGGUCCCUUUUAUUAGAAGUAUAAACACUGGUUUAAUUGAUUAUUUUGCACACUCAAGAAGUGUCCUCGUUCCAUAUUAGGGGUGUCACUUAAAUAUAGGUGUUGACCGUAGUGUUAAAAUACAUACUGAAAGUCUCGUUUCUCGAAAAGUGUCUCCUUUAAAGGUGUCCACUGACGGGGAGUUUUCCCAAAGAAGGGGUUCUGUUGUGUAUUUCUUCGUAACAUUAUCUACUGUUGCCAUUACGGGUGCUGUUACCGCCACUAUUUUGUCUAAUAUUUUUGUAAUGUUCCGCCACACGUCUCCGCAUUGACCAUUUAUAGACACACUAAAACGGUGUAGGGAAAUCUCCAUGUUGCUGUUACAAUACGUAUUUUCUUAAUGUUGGAAUAAGCUAUAGGCUUACUAUUAUUAUUUUCCCGUUACAUCUUGUAAAAAGCACACCGCCAACGUUGGGUGUUGUGUUAGUACAUCACGAAGAUGUACUUGUGCAACUGUAUUGUCGUUGUUUUGUCAGAAUAUUUUAUGUAUAGCUCAUAAAGUAUGUUUAAACACUUGAGGAAGUGCUUUUCAUUUCUAAAGGAUUUUCAUGUAAUAGCUGGGUAAUCGUAGACUUUCAAAUGCCAAUGCCCAUCAUUUAUUAAGGUAUAAUCCGAUUCUUUUAGGAUGAUGUAACAAACUCUGUAAUUUAAUUAUUGAAUUUCAGACAUUCUUACUAUUUUAGCUUUGAUGCAUUUUUGUUUUGUUUUUUGUUUUUGUUUUGUUUUGUUUUUUGUUUUGUUGUUGUUUUUGUUUUGUUUUGUUUUGUUUUUUUUUGUUUUUUUGUUUUUUUUUUACCACUCACUUGACGGAUAUCCCAUUCUUUACUUAAAUUUAUAUAAUGUUUCUGUAUUUUGAACAGAUUUUGAAACAGAUACCGUUAAAUCAAAAAAUAUAUAGGCUACCGCUAUAAUAAUCUGCAAAAAAAAAAAAGUUACAAUUAGUACGCGUCUAAGUGGUUUACAGCUAGCAGUGGCGUAACUCCUAUGUGCUCUCGUGCUGCGGCCCGCAUGGCCUCCGACCUCUAGAAGCACUGGACCCAUCCCUUAGGGUCCUCGCUCUAAAAAUACGAAUAGACCUGAAAGAGAUUCGAUUGUCAAAUAAAUACUGAAAUAAUAUAUUCAACCGGUGGCAGAUUUAAGGGGAGGCCCGGCACUCAGUGGAUCCGCUACUGUAAACUUUGACACCUACGUUAUGCAUCUUUUCAGCUCUACGUUUAAAUAAAAAGAAGGAUAAUCUUUACUUUUCAUGUUUCUAUACUUUAUUUUUUAUGAAAUGGUGAAAUUAAAAGCACUCUAAUCGAUUAAAUUAGUCCUCUAAUCCGUUGAAAGGCCGUAUCUUCCGGUCGGCCCCCACCCCCCACAGUUCCGCUGUGGCCUUAUUCUGCCGCCAGACCCCCAACCAAUGGGCCCGGGCAGCGAAAGCCCGUGGCCUACGGCCGCUCUUGGCGGCCCUGGGCUGAGGUGGUGUAGACCAUCCAUUUGUUAAAUAGACAUCCUCUUUUUCAAAUUUCUGGAUCCGCCGCUGAUAUCAUACCAUUUUAGUCGUUAAAACACACUGGCAAAAAAUAAUGUUAAAACAACAUGAUUGGCAACCAAGACCCAAAAAGGGCCCUGGUGUCUUUGAAAGCCACAAUGCCCCCGGCCCAGUGUUACGUCACUGGUUCACAGUGUGAUAAUCGUAUAUUGUGGUGUGACAGCGUAGGUUACAUUCAUAUCGUAGAGUUUGCGGCAGAAAUUUACCUGUCUAUUGGACCAGGCGUUAUCGUCAACAAGCACACACCCCUGCAUCAGCAAAGCACACAACGUUUUAAGGUCUAGCAUACUCGCAGCCUGAAAUGAAGUUAAGUUACUUCUUAUGAAUGGAACUCUAUUAAUCUAAAGUUGAAAAUAUAUUGUAAUGGAAGCAACAUAGAGGACCGCAUUCAUCUCAAAAUUCAAAAUAUAGGACUUUCAAUGUUGAGCUAAAAAUAUUAUAUAUUCGAAUUGUUUAUUUUGUAUAAUCAAGUACUUAGUAAAUUUGAAAUCAAAGAAAGUAUCUUUCCUAUAAUCAACUGACGCAUAAUAUUUUGUAUACCCGUAUUCUUUUAUAUAAACCCUUUAAUUGACUGGUAAUUAAGUUAAGGAUUAUUGUAAUAAAAAGUCUUACCGUAUUUUUUCGAUAUGUAUAAGAUUAGAAGUUAAUAUUUGAUUCUUUCUAAUAAACUAUUCAAUGUUUUCAUUGAUUUUUAUGUAUUAUUUCAUGUAUAUUAUGACUGGCGAUAUAUUGUAUAUUUGCGUCAAAGAUAUCAUGCAAGAUAUUUGAUUUUAUUGCGUCAGUAUUAUGUUCAGAGGGCGCACUUUCUGCAAUUCUAGUUGUCAUGGAUCACAUUGUUUAUUAUGUUGUUCAUAAAAACGUAAAGCUAAAAAUUCUUAAAAAUAUGUACUGGUAUCUAUUCUUCCCAUCGAGAGUUAGGCCACAAAAUGUAGGCCUAUAGACUAUGAUCGUUCUUUGCACAUUUUGUAUUCAAUUUUUGUUUUAAUUAAGCCUACGUAUGGGGCUAACUUAUAAACCUGCCAUAAUGAUAAAGUAUUAUAAAGUAUUUGUCAAAAUAAAGCAAAUAAUA
Anneissia japonica is the source of this 8486-nucleotide messenger RNA. RefSeq names its product orexin receptor type 2-like. The coding region runs from base 1252 to 2520 and encodes 422 amino acids. The transcript is spliced from 8 exons. The record is from RefSeq and is a predicted model, not a curated record. Gene Ontology annotation, biological process: G protein-coupled receptor signaling pathway. Lineage: Eukaryota; Metazoa; Echinodermata; Crinoidea; Comatulida; Comatulidae. Gene Ontology annotation, cellular component: membrane. Gene Ontology annotation, molecular function: neuropeptide Y receptor activity.